Molecule: messenger RNA, 1119 nt
Organism: Calypte anna (Anna's hummingbird)
Lineage: Eukaryota; Metazoa; Chordata; Aves; Apodiformes; Trochilidae
Gene: BARHL2
Product: BarH like homeobox 2
Exons: 3
Coding region: 1-1119 (372 amino acids)
Biological process (GO): regulation of transcription by RNA polymerase II
Cellular component (GO): nucleus
Molecular function (GO): DNA-binding transcription factor activity, RNA polymerase II-specific; RNA polymerase II transcription regulatory region sequence-specific DNA binding
Source: RefSeq, a predicted model, not a curated record
AUGGAGGGGCCGAGUGGGUCCAGCUUCGGGAUAGACACGAUCCUGUCGGGCGGCAGCACCGGCAGCCCUGGAGUCAUGAACGGAGACUUUCGCCCCCACGGCGACGGCCGGACGGCGGAUUUUAGGAGCCAGGCCACGCCGUCGCCCUGCUCGGAGAUCGACACGGUGGGGACGGCGCCCUCGUCGCCCAUCUCGGUGAGCAUGGAGCACCCCGAGCCUCACCUAGGGGUGGCGGAGAGCCUCCCGCCGCCGCCUCACCACCUUCACCUCGGCCCGCACCCGCCGCCGCCGCCUUCGAGUUUGCAGCCGUCGCCCCCGCAACCGCCGCCGCCCCAGUUGGGCUCGGCCAGCUCCGGCCCGAGGACUUCCACCUCUUCUUUUUUAAUUAAGGACAUUUUGGGCGACAGCAAACCACUAGCGGCGUGUGCACCUUACAGUACCAGCGUUCCCUCUCCUCAUCACACCCCUAAGCAGGAAGGCAGCGCGGCCCCGGAGACCUUCAGGCCCAAACUCGAGCAGGAAGACGGUAAAGCCAAGCUCGACAAGCGCGACGACACGCAGGGUGACAUCAAAUGCCACGGGACAAAGGAGGAGGGCGACCGGGAGAUCAGCAGCAGCCGGGACAGCCCACCAGUGCGGGCCAAGAAGCCACGGAAGGCUCGGACCGCUUUCUCCGACCACCAGCUCAACCAGCUGGAGCGCAGCUUCGAGCGGCAGAAAUACCUGAGCGUGCAGGAUCGCAUGGACCUGGCCGCCGCCCUCAACCUCACCGACACGCAGGUGAAAACCUGGUACCAGAAUCGGAGGACGAAGUGGAAGCGGCAGACGGCGGUGGGCCUGGAGCUGCUGGCCGAGGCCGGGAACUACUCCGCCCUGCAGAGGAUGUUCCCCUCGCCCUAUUUCUACCAUCCCAGCCUGCUAGGCAGCAUGGACAGCACGACGGCGGCCGCAGCGGCCGCGGCCAUGUACAGCAGCAUGUACCGGACUCCCCCUGCGCCGCACCCCCAGCUCCAGCGGCCACUGGUGCCGCGGGUGCUGAUCCAUGGGCUGGGGCCUGGCGGGCAGCCGGCCCUCAAUCCCCUGGCCAACCCCAUGCCCGGCACUCCACAUCCCCGGUGA